GCGCCACCGUUCGUUUAUAUUUUGCUUUGACGAAACGUAACAAAAUGGCUGACGGCGUGGAUAUUGAUUUGUACGCUGACGAUUUAGAACAAGACUUUAAUCAGGAGAAUUACAAUGACCAUGAUGCCAAUGUGGACCUUUAUGACGACGUCAUUGCAGCUCCCUCAAAUGACGGCAGCCACGAAGAGGUUAAUGUAUCUCACCAGGGUACCAACAACCAUCAUGCACCUGCAAAGAGGGUGGCUAUAUAUAUUGGGAACUUAACAUGGUGGACCACCGACCAAGACGUCACGGACGCCAUCAACUCCGUCGGCGUCAACGACGUCUUAGACAUCAAGUUUUUCGAAAACAGAGCCAAUGGCCAGUCGAAGGGGUUUUGUAUUGUGACCCUGGGAUCAGAUAACUCAUUUCGAUCUGUCAUGGAUAAGCUUCCAAAGAAGGAGCUUCAUGGCCAAAACCCUGUGGUGACCCCGUGUAGUCGACAGCACUUAAAUCACUUUGAAAUGCAGAGUCGCAAACCAAAUCAAGCUGGAGCCUCUGCACGUGAGGACGACUUCUAUCGGAAUGAACGUCGCGGAGGAAGCGGCGAUAAGUUCAUGGGUAACAAGUACGACCGCCCAGACAUGGACAAAAACUAUGCAGGAGACAUGUACCAUUCCGGAGACAAUCGGGGGCCCCCGCAGGGCCGCAUGGGCCCUCGAGGUCCUUCGCCACAGGGGCGUAACGACAGGGGACCUAGGCAUGGGCCUUUUCCAGGUCAGGGCAGAAUGCCUCCAGUUGGGCUCAUGGGCCAGGGGCCCCCUCCACAGUACACACCAGGUAUGGAUGGAUCUGCCAUGCCUUACUUCCCUCCUCCACCCAUGCGUCUGGGAGGCCCUCCCCCACCGCAGGUGGGGCCUCCACCUGUAGGGCCCCCUCCACCUAUGAGACCGCCACCCCCGAUGGCGGGGCCUCCAGGAGGUCCUGUGGGGCCACCGCCGCCCCCUGGCAUGCAGGGACCGCCACCUCCCACGGGCGGUCCGCCUCCACGCUCUGGGCCGCCGCCACCUAACAUAUUGCGCAUGCCUCCUCCAAGAGGGCCUCCGCCACCCCUCGGGGGACCGAGGGGUCCACCCCUGAUCCCGGACCACAGGGGACCCCCUCCAGUUGGACCCGAAUGGGAGAGACCCCCAGGUAUGCAUCCGCUGCCUCCGGUGUCUCAGCCACCCCCACACGCCCCAGCAGGGGUGCCCCCUGGCUCAGCUCCCCCGGGACUGCCCCCCAGUCGUCUGCCUCCCCCAGUGGCAGCUCCCAACGUGCCCCCGCCAGCUCCACACGUGAAUCCGGCUUUCUUCCCACAGCACACUGGACUACCCCCCACCUCUUCACAACCCUCUGACCCUUACAGCAGGCCGCCGCCGUCGCAGUACACGCAUGACUAUCGGGGACAAUCCAAUGACAGUACGCAGUACACAGUUGACGUGCGGAAUAUGUUACCUACGGCAACCACGAUGCCUUCAAGACACGGUAGAGAGCUUCAUGACCGACGUGACAUCAAGAAACAAGAUCCCAUGAACCCCCCAAUGAGUGAUGGGGAGUUUGAGGAGAUAAUGGGAAGAAAUAGGACAGUGUCGAGCAGUGCCAUUGCGCGGGCCGUUGCAGAUGCAAGUGCAGGUGAAUUUGCGAGCGCCAUUGAGACCCUGGUGACUGCCAUCUCCCUCAUCAAGCAGUCCAAGGUGGCCAACGACGACCGCUGCAAGAUCCUCAUCAGCUCUCUGCAGGACACCCUGCACGGCAUUGAAUCAAAGUCCUAUUGCUCCAGGAGUAAAGACAGGCCUCGAUCGAGAGAGAGGGAACGUUCCAGAGAGCGAUCAUCCCGGCGAGAGAAGUCCAGCCGACGGGACCGAUCGAGGAGUCGGGAACGGGACUACCGGGAUCGCAGUCGUGAGCGGGACCGCUACCACGAAGAUCGGUACCGGGAAAAAGAACGGGAGCAUCGUAGCCGACACUAGACUGCUCUGAGGCAUACAACAUGAAGACUAUUUUUCAUAAUCUAGUUGCAAAUCGGGUCUCCCUUCCAUCACCAUACUGUACAAUGUGCUGUGUCAUUAAAAUGCUUGUUUGUCUGUGUUA
Ornithodoros turicata is the source of this 2112-nucleotide messenger RNA. Its product is annotated as cleavage and polyadenylation specificity factor subunit 6-like. Gene Ontology annotation, molecular function: mRNA binding. The record is from RefSeq and is a predicted model, not a curated record. Gene Ontology annotation, cellular component: mRNA cleavage and polyadenylation specificity factor complex. Gene Ontology annotation, biological process: mRNA alternative polyadenylation. Bases 45 to 1991 code for a protein of 648 amino acids. The transcript has 21 exons. NCBI's taxonomy places the organism in Eukaryota, Metazoa, Arthropoda, Arachnida, Ixodida, Argasidae.